AUGGAUGAUAUAGUGUUCAUUGGUGACUGGAUUAAAGAUAGAGUGUUAGGAUCCGGAAGUUUCGGGACCGUUGUUCUUUGGAAACACAAAAAUAGUGAGGAAAAACUUGCAAUUAAGACGUGUAAAUGGGGCGAUGAGCUCACUGCCAAACAUAAAGAAAGAUGGGCGAAGGAAGUAGAGAUGCUGCAGAAUUGCGACAACCCAAAUAUCGUCGGUACAAAACCGCUACCACCAGAAUUCAUCUCGGGUCUGGCUCGCGCAAAUCCUUCAAAACUGCCCAUUCUAUGCAUGGAGUAUUGCAGCGGCGGUGAUUUACGCCAAGUACUUAACAAACCUGACUCAUGUGGAGGUUUAAAAGAACCACAGGUACGGAGAAUUCUCGGCGAUAUAGGUAACGCCAUGAAAUUCUUGCUUAAAAACAAGAUUACUCACAGAGAUCUCAAGCCUGAAAAUAUUGUGAUGAAUCAGCUACCAAAUAGUGAACAGGGUCAAGACAUUAUUUACAAGAUAAUUGAUCUAGGAUAUGCAAAAGAGAUCGAUUCUAAUUCUGUUUGUGCUAGUUUUGUAGGCACAUUACAAUACUUGGCACCUGAAUUGUUUUACAGCAAGACUUAUAGCAACUCUGUAGAUUUCUGGUCAUUUGGAUUGGUAGCUUUUGAAAUUAUUUGUGGAACAAGACCAUUUUUGCCACUUAAAGCACCUGUAGAAUGGAUGCCACUAGUGAAGAAAAAGAGCCAUGAUAAUAUUUGUGUUUUUGAAAGUUUUCAUGGAGAUGUUACAUAUUCAAAUGAGGUGUUUGAAGAAAAUCAUAUUUCGAAGCCUUUUAAAUCCUUAAUUGAAGAGUGGCUGAAAGUAGCUUUAGAAUGGGACCCGAAGUUGCGAGGCCGUGAUUCCCCUUCAAAAGUAACAUUUGAUAUACCAUCUGAAAGCAAAGGCGUCGCCAGCAAUGUUAUAAUAUACAGUAUGCUUGAAGAUAUAUUAUCAAAGAAGAUCAUUAAAGUUUUCUCAGUUCCUACAAUAUGUAAUUUAGCAUAUGAAAUUCAAGAUAAUACUACCGUUGAAACACUGAAGACUUGGAUAUGUAAAGAUAUAAAUAUUCCUGUUGAAGAUCAAAUCUUAAUAUCACAAUUGCAUUGUACUAAUAUCAGCAAUGAUGAAUUUGUGGUUAAAUAUCACAAUGAGAACAGUAAUACUAUGUUAUUUGUAUAUAAUAAAAAUAAUAUGCUUGGUGAGAUCUCUCCACCGUUUGUCCCGAAAUCAGUCCAAAGAUGUCUGGAACUACCGAAAUCUUUGUACAACUACAGAAACAGCCAAGAUUUGUACCACAGUGCCUUCUACUUUGUUAUAGCGCAAAUGGAUAUAUAUGAUGCCCUUAUUAAUGGCAUUUUUACUAGAGCAGAGUGCCUGAAACUUGAAAGCAAACAAUUGUUGGUAAAACAUAAUAGUGUUGAUAAAAGUCUCGGGAAAUUGCUUGCACAAUCAGAAAUACUGGCGAAGAUGAGGAACCAGGGCCAAGAACAUAUAGAAAGCCUCAAAGAAAAUGGUAUUGGGACAAAUUUCUUGGGUGGAUUUGGUAAAAUAUUUAAAGAUUCUGAUGAAUAUCUAGAAAAAAUCCAAAAACUGAAUAAUGCCUGGUCUCAACUGACUGUUAGGUUACAGUCUGCUGCAAGACGCAUCAAUGAAUCCGUAUCAAAUGAUCUUAACGGCUUUGUUACUAAAUACAACUAUCAAAACCUGUUCUCAAACGCUUACAAAACGUUCAUAUCACACAAAAAAAGCGAUUUUUACAACAACAACAGAGAAAAGGAAAAGCAGUGUCCGGAAAUUGUGAAAAUAUGUUACGACUGUUUGAAGUUGAGGAGUAAAAUAAUUCAAGAUCUUCAGCAUCAACAGUUUCUGAUAAAACUAAAGGAUUUAAGUACCGAGUUUACUAAAAUAUCUGACAUAAUAGUUAAUGCUACGGAUAAUACAGAGCGAUUAAGCAAGGAUUUAGUUGAUCUGUUUGAUGAAUUUAAUACAUGUGUGUGGUCAACCAUAAGUUUAGCAAUUAGAGAUGCUGAUAAUUUAGCCGAUGUUCCAUAUAGUGUUGUAUCAUUUCAGAAAAGAGAUUUUAAAAUCGGUGAUUCAGUAUCAAGUAAUUGCAUCCCAGUAAAGAACAAAUUUGAUAACACAGUCAGAUCUUUGAUAACGGAAAGCUUAAAGAUUAGACAGAAUCACAGCAGUUUGUGUGAGAAGUUGAAUUCCCAGAAGCAGUUGCUACAACAAUCAAUUUUGGACUUCAGUUUUCUCAAUGAUUGUUAG
This is a messenger RNA of Danaus chrysippus (African queen), 2301 nucleotides long. Lineage: Eukaryota; Metazoa; Arthropoda; Insecta; Lepidoptera; Nymphalidae. The record is from the annotation of a GenBank genome assembly.